ACAUCACUUCUUGUAUAACUGCGUUCCAGUUUGUUCCUUCGAACACACCCCUCGCCCUUCACCCCGUGACGCCCUUCGCUCUGCCCUGGUGAUAUUUGUGAGCAGCAGAGUGGAGCUAAACAUAGCUCUGACGGUACCACUCCUCAUCACAACAUACUGUGUAGACCACGGUGGGUUACAAUGGACGGUGUCCUGUUACCACAGAUGCUGCUGUAUCUCACCAGUGUCGCCGGCCAAACAAGCUAUAGCUCAGCCCUCAUUCCUGACACUGAAGAGUUUGAUUCAGUUGUGUCGAUGGCGGAGAAGCUGAAUGAGCAGGUAGCUCAUGCUGCAGAUGAGAGGUUACAGUCUGAGCUUCAGACUCUGGUAACACUUAUGAUGGAGGAGGAAAGAAAAGAAAACCAGAGUGAAGAGCUGGAUUCUUCAACACUUCAAGAAAACUCUCAGGAAACAAACCAAAAUGGGUCUGCUCUCCCUGCAGCAGCACCCAAAAGUGUGCCCAAAGAGUCUUUCACCUCCCUGUUACCAAAGGCUCUCUCAGCUGUACUACAGUCGAAACUGGCCCCAGGCCCUAACUCUGACUCCCAGCCGAGCAGACAUCCAGCUAACCUGGAACAACUGCAGACAGAGCUGAGAGACCUGAGGGGCCAGUUUGAACUGAUGAAGAGUCAGCACAACAAAGAAAUUAAACUGCUGAUGAGCGAGCUUGAUGAGGAGAAAAGGAUUCGCUUGACUUUACAGAUGGAGAUUCAACGUAUGAAGAAGCACAUGUCUAAAUGAACGGAGAACUUAACCAUCAUCAAAAACUUGUUGUCAUGUUGUACACUUACCUGAUAAGUAAUAUUUUUCUAAGUUUUAAAAAUCAUCCUUGCUCCUUUUUGAUGAAAAAAUGUGUUUUUUAAAACACUUUUUUCAUUGGAAUGGUGAGUGAGCCGGCCAAAAGUGAAUGCUUUUACUAAGUAGUUGCUAAAAGUCCAGAGGUGAGGCACAGUGGGAGCAGACAUCUGGUUGACCAUUCGUAUUUAGAAAUGAGCAGGAGAUAUCCCUGUUACACAUUCAGUUUGUUUUUGUUCUAGUGUCGGACUCUUAAUGACUUUUGCAUCCUGUGUUGGGGAAAUGUUUUGUGUCUUUAAGUGUGUUGAAGAUCAUCACUUUUGAAUUUUUUUUUAAAAAAAAAAUCAUCUUUCUUUUAGCCAUCCUUGUAGAAAACAUUUAACAGUGAAACUGAGAGGAAGACAUUAACUGAGAGCCAACAGUUUAUCUGCAGGCAUGUGGCCUCCGCUCUCAUAAGUUUGUAAUAAUGUGAUGCUGAGGCACAAACAUGAAUAUGCAAAUAUGCAAAAUUAAAAAAAAAAAAAAAAAAGCUAAAAAUUUGCCUUUUAAUUGUUCAAAAAAAUGACUGACCAAGCUGUCAGUGAAUUGUUGAUGUGUAGGAGAAUUUUGAAUUCAUUAAAAAUGUUGCUCAUUAUUGACUUUUUAUUAAUAAUUACAGAUACAUCCUUAUACACAAAUAAAUAUAUAUAGUUACAAGUGAUGUCAUAUGUUACAAAAUAUCUGUAUUUAAUUAAGGAAAUAUCUUCUAGACGAUAAGGCCAGUACUUUGUGUGUGGGGAAAAAAAAUCAGGGAUCAAAUUUUUCAUUUCAUGACAGUAAUUGGUAAAUUGUUAAUACUUUUGCUUUUUCAGUCUUAAUGGGAAAUGUGUGAUUCUACAAAAUAAUAAGUUUUGGUCAGGAAUAUGUUUGAUAAUCAUCAGUUUAACUGUCUCGCUCAGUCUCAAUAAACCACAAGCUUAACAAAA
Plectropomus leopardus (leopard coralgrouper) is the source of this 1799-nucleotide messenger RNA. The record is from RefSeq and is a predicted model, not a curated record. Lineage: Eukaryota; Metazoa; Chordata; Actinopteri; Perciformes; Serranidae.